AGGAGAGGGGAAACAGAGGUUAGAAGGGAGUUGCUGAACUGGGAGUCCAUGUGUCCAGCAAAGAGGUGGCGGGUUGAGUUAGUUGCAUGAGGAUGGUGCAUCAGUCGCCUUCCCCCCACCCCCACGCACACGCGCGCGCACUCACACGCACAGAGACACACACAAAAUAAGUCUUAUGUAACCGAUCUCAGCAGACCAGGGUUGCAGAAAGAAGAGAAAGGAAGAAUUGUAAAGCUUCCGAGAGCAGGUCUUUCCCCCCCUCGGUGGGGCCGAGGCUCGAGGUCUGAGGGAGGAGCCGAAUGGAGCGGAGGAUGAAAGGCGGAUACGUGGACCAGCAAGUGCCAUACACCUUCUCCAGCAAAUCGCCCGGAAAUGGGAGUCUGAGCCGAGCUCUGAUGGUCACACAGGGGAAACUCAUGGACCCUGGCUCCCUGCCGCCCCCGGAGUCAGAAGAUCUCUUCCAAGACUUGAGCCAAUUCCAAGAGACCUGGCUUACGGAAGCUCAGGUCCCCGACAGUGACGAGCAGUUUGUACCAGAUUUCCACUCCGAAAACUUAGCUUUCCACAGUCCCACCACCAAGAUCAAGAAAGAGCCCCAGAGUCCUCGGACAGACCCGACCCUGUCCUGCAGCCGAAAGCCGCCGCUCUCCUACCACCAUGGUGAGCAGUGCCUUUAUACCAGUGCCUAUGAUGCCCCCAGACAGAUUGCCAUCAAGUCUCCCCCUCACAGCACCCCAGGACAGUCACCUCUGCAGCACUUUCCCCGGGCAGAACGGAGUUUCUUGAGACCCCCAGGGGGAGCCCCCCCCAACCCCAACCAUGGGUUCGUCAUGGAACAUAGCCCCAUUUUCCAGCAGCCCCCGGAGCUGUGCCACUCCUUCCCGUCCUCCCAAGGUGGGGGCCGGGAGCCCCCUGCAGCCCCCUGCCAGCCCCAGCUGUCGGAGCCCUGCCUGCCUUACCCCCAGCAGAACUUCAAGCGGGAAUACCACGACCCCCUGUACGAGCAGGCGGGCGGGGGCUGGGGCGGCGGCGGCGGCGGCGGGCACAGGUACCCAGGGGCAGGGGUGGUGAUCAAGCAGGAGCAGACCGACUUCGCCUAUGACUCAGAUGUUCCUGGGUGUCAGUCCAUGUACCUACAUGCAGACGGUUUCCCUGGCCCCUCCCCUGGUGAUGGAGCCAUGGGAUAUGGUUUUGAGAAGUCUCUUCGGCCUUUCCCUGAGGAUGUCUGUGUGGUCCCAGAGAAAUUUGAAGGAGACAUCAAACAGGAGAGCCUUGGGGCGUUCCGAGAAGGGCCCCCCUACCAGCGCCGAGGUUCCCUCCAGCUCUGGCAGUUCUUGGUGGCUCUGCUGGAUGACCCGACUAACGCCCACUUCAUUGCCUGGACAGGCCGAGGGAUGGAGUUCAAGCUCAUUGAACCAGAAGAGGUCGCCCGGCUCUGGGGCAUUCAGAAGAAUCGGCCAGCCAUGAAUUAUGACAAGUUGAGCCGUUCGCUGCGCUACUAUUACGAGAAGGGGAUCAUGCAAAAGGUGGCUGGAGAGCGCUACGUGUACAAGUUUGUGUGUGAGCCGGAGGCCCUCUUUUCUCUGGCCUUCCCCGACAAUCAGCGCCCGACUCUCAAGUCUGAAUUUGACCGGCCAGUCAGCGAAGAGGACACCGUCCCUUUGUCUCACCUGGAUGACAGCCCUGCAUAUCUUCCAGAGCUUGGGGGCUCUGUGCAGCCCUAUGGGCCUAAGGGCGGUUACUCCUACUAGCCUCUAACACCUUGCCAAGAACCCACAAACCCCCCAGGUGGGGGCAGGGGACACUAUGACCAUCCUCUUUGUACAUAUGGAUACAUUUGGUGUUGGCAGGAGCCCUUACUCCCUUCUCUGACACUCCAGGAAACUUUGGGGGGCAGUUCCCUAGCCCUGGUCAUCCCUUUUCCCUUCCCCAACUAAAAUGGACCCUACCCAUGGUGCUCAAUCAAAUGGCUGGAUGGGGUAGGAAAAGAACUUGUCCGUAAGUAGAAGGCUCUGCCCAGAGGACUCCGCUCAGGCUCUCCCCACUUCUUCCAACAUGGCCCACUCUGUCUUUUUCCCCAGUACAGAGAGCAGGCAAGGUUUACCCCUGCCAGGUAGGUCAGAGGAAGAGGACUGAAUCUCGGUACCGUCUCCAAGCCCAGUGGAUCUUUGAGGUUCAGAAAGCUCCCAUCAGUUCCCAUGAAGAGAAGCAGAAGGCUUAGAUAUGUCCCCUUCUCCAAUGACCAAAUCCCAAGGUCACCUUUCUGCUUCCAUCUCCAUCCCAGCCUCCUGGUUACACUGGGUCUCCUUGGGGUCAAUAAAAUGCUUUUUGAACUAAGAAAGUGAUUGGCCUUCUACCUUGACUAGCUGUCCUUUCCCUGCAGGUGGCUAAUGGCAAACACUCUCUCCACUGGGUUACUGUGUUCCCUGAGGGAGGGGUUUCUAUCCCAAUUCUUCAUGAAAUAAAGGCCGGAAGGGUCUGCCUCGGACUGGGAAGCUUCAGGAUAGGCCAGAGAGGAUACCUUCCUCAAAGGAGAGCAUAUCAGCCUCUCCCCCAAUCCAUGUCCCCUCUUCUCUCCAGAUCCCAAUAAAGGCCCCUGCCAGGCUCUGUCAGUCUCUGU
Sarcophilus harrisii (Tasmanian devil) is the source of this 2620-nucleotide messenger RNA. It is a transcript of the gene ETV4, whose product is annotated as ETS variant transcription factor 4. Gene Ontology annotation, molecular function: DNA-binding transcription factor activity, RNA polymerase II-specific; sequence-specific DNA binding. The record is from RefSeq and is a predicted model, not a curated record. NCBI's taxonomy places the organism in Eukaryota, Metazoa, Chordata, Mammalia, Dasyuromorphia, Dasyuridae. Gene Ontology annotation, cellular component: nucleus. Bases 300 to 1751 code for a protein of 483 amino acids. Gene Ontology annotation, biological process: cell differentiation; regulation of transcription by RNA polymerase II. The transcript has 13 exons.